AAACUUAAAAAAUAUAGGAUAUAAUGAAAUUGAUGAUUUUAAUUCACUUAUAAACACAUAUCAUAAAGACCAUAUUGGUGUUAUGGUCACAAAUAAGAAUUAUUCCAAAAAUGCAAAAACCGAAGCAAAAA
Cetraspora pellucida is the source of this 131-nucleotide messenger RNA. NCBI's taxonomy places the organism in Eukaryota, Fungi, Glomeromycota, Glomeromycetes, Diversisporales, Gigasporaceae. The record is from the annotation of a GenBank genome assembly.